Messenger RNA from Mesocestoides corti, 3753 nucleotides. The record is from the annotation of a GenBank genome assembly. NCBI's taxonomy places the organism in Eukaryota, Metazoa, Platyhelminthes, Cestoda, Cyclophyllidea, Mesocestoididae.
AUACGUAACUGGAUAAAUAGCACUGGACAAAGCCUUCUUAAUUCUCACAACUCUAAGCCUGAAAACUUCAAGGAGGCAAUUAACAUUCGAAAACAGCACGAGCAACUUGAAUUCAAAUGCUUGACUUUCCUUGCUGAAUAUGCAUCUGUUGGUGAAUUUCGAACGCAUAGUCCUUCAAGCGAUGCAUUACUUGAUUUAGAUCUGGACAUUCUUGCCUUUAUUGAUAAGCUCAAUUUCAGGACCUAUUUUGUUGUUUCAUGUUUUACGUACUUCCGGGAACACGAUGAGAUAUUAGAAUGUGAAGAAAAAAUAAAUUCAUCCAAGAUAAGCUUCGACAAUCUAGUAGCUGAAGUCUACCUGAAAUUUGGUAAUUUAUUUGUGGGGAAGUCAGCGUUGGAAGCGACUCAGCUUGCAAAAACAUAUCAAGGUUAUGCUGAAAAAUUGCAGGUGAAAUUUUCUUACAUAAGUCAAUAUUCUACGGUCAUGCAUGAUGAUUGGAAACACUUAUUCGACCUGUACUGCCGAAUGUGCAAUGUCGACCAUCGAAUCACGAGCAGGCCUAUAAUUGCAACCAGGACAAGACUUCUAGGACAGUAUUCCAAAGUGCGUGAAGAAGUCGAAAAAUUACGCAUGCUCACUGAGGAUUCUAAGGCUUUUUAUGCUGCAAAUGACUCGGUUAGCAAACCCUUACUUACUGCUGCCCAUACAUUAUGCAGCAAAUUUGCUAAAUGUGAUUUUAUUCUCUUUAUUAGUUACUCGAAGCGAUUGACAGCAGCAUAUGAAGAAAUGAAAGCGGACAUUCAAUUAAAAAUAUAUACGAUUUAUCUUCAACUUCGAGAAUAUGAAAGAAAAUUGUGGGGUGAUGUGAAAAACUUCUUUGAUUGCCCCGACGAACUUAUUCCUCCUCGGUGUCGCAACACUUCACAUGCUGUGUCACAACAAAGGCCACAACUUAGCCAGUCUCUUCCACAACUCGGGUCGUCGUUGGGUUCUAUUAUUUCGGAAGAAACGCCUGUUAUUUCAAAACCUAUCGUCGAUGGAGACAAUAAGGUCGUGUCCUCCGAGCAACGCAACACAAAACGCCUUGAUAAGUUUUCUCGUCGGCUGGCAGGCUUAACAAAUACUUCUCCUAAUCGUUUGAGGCCUUCCACUCUGAAGGAAGUUGAAAACCUACUUCAGAACGUUGAAAUGGCCGGCCGCUUGGCGGACAUGGAGUGGAGAAAGCUCUCAAGCUGUCUUGACAGCGAACGCGAUCUAGAUGAAGCUGGGUGCCGAUACAACGCAUGGCAGUCGGGCUGGCUUCUAAAGCGCGACCACUUGGUCAAUCAUAAGCGGAUACUUAUGAGUGCUGCAGAAUUACAAAACACCAUGGACAAUUGCAGGCAACAGCUUGACCUCCUUGUUAGUAUUGCAUGCAAUUGCAAUGAAAGUGAAAAUGCAAACAAGUACAUUGAGGAACUUAAUAGGAUAAACAAAGACGUGAUGAGCCUGCGGAAAAGGGUGCCCGCUCUAGAGAGUCGCCUCGAUGGUCUUAAUCAAGAAGCAAGAGUUUUGUUCAAUUCUGAGACGCCACCCUGUCUGCUCAAAUUAAACGAAGAUUGGGAUAAUUAUCAACAGGUUUUGGGUGAAAUUGAAUCUCUCCUUGCCAGACUAAUUAAGGGUACCAAUCUUCUGGCAGCAGCUCAUGAAUUCAUACUCGUAAUGAAGCCUAAACUUGACACCGAUAAUCGCGAUCCUCAAUUCCUUACUGACGUGCAGCAAGAAGCAACUCGACUACAGGAACGCAUUGAACGUCACCUCGAUUCCGGAAGCCCGAAUGAAACUUUCUCCUUGAGCACAUUACCUAACAGGUGGCUUAAUGAGGGGUUACUAUCGGCUUUGGGGCCAUUAAAGGAGGCCAGUGAAGAGGCUGAAUUAAUGGUCACCAACUUGAAUGAUCGAAGCAACACUUCUCACCCUGAGGCCAUACAAGAAAAGACAACAUCAGAUGGUUCGUCGUUCCUAAAACAACACCAAUUUUCAUUAGCACAGCGAUGCCAGGAAAAUGAAAUGGUUGAAUACCAACUCUCAGAAGGCCAAUCAUCAGACAACGUUUUAGAGCCUAAGGAAGCUGGUUCUAUGAGAACUCCCCCAAGUAAGGCUCCUGAUGGAGUUUACAUGAUAUCGCAGUUAGAAGACAUCAGCACCACACCUGGGAGUUCUGUUGGGAUGCGCUGCGCUUUCAGUGGAUUCGACACUCAGCCGAUCGUCGACUGGUCAUUCACACCUGCAUUUAACAUCAAAAGCGAUGCGAUUUCCCUACUUGCUACAACAUCUGAGGUCUACAGUGAUAUGCGCACAACAUGGCUUGCGAUUCCCAAUAUUCUUUACAAGCAUGCCGGUAAUUACUCGGUCACGAUUACCCAUCCCCAGAAUGGUGAAACAUUAAGUAGUUCAGCUAAAAUACACGUUGAAUCAAAGUUCAAACGUGGCCUGUCGGAUGUAACGGCAAUCGUCGAUGGAAAUAAGUGCACGGUUACCGGCAAAGUUGUUGAAUUUGUCUUGGAAUACGAUGGAUUUGAUAGGAUACCUUCUCUGGUAGUCUGGCUUCACAAUGGCAGGCCAAUCGACCCAACUAAAUGGGCCGUGUCUUUCCAACUUGGAAUCAGCAGGUCGAAGAAUGCACGCACAAAGGCCGACUACACUGAAACUAAAACCAUCAUUAUUAUAAUAGCAACUCUUAGAAUCAAGAAUUCCCUCGAUAUACCUCUACCUGCCUCUCGGGCCUCUUCUCGUGCUGGAACGCCGAGCGGAAGUGGAGGAUUUCCGAAGAUUACUGUUGCACUAGAUGGCUGCCCUCUGGCCCUGAAAUGUCCCCUUCCAAGCAGUGCAGUUCAGGCAUACGAUCGAGCCCGUCGCGUUCGCAUGCGCUGGUUCCGUGAUGGAACCCAACUCUACGACUCUGACUCCCGCGACCCAGACUACUUUAAGGGCGCAAAGGGACUGCAGUUCCUCGAUGGGAACACGUGUUGGAAUGCUGGCAUUACUGAAAAAAAGGAAGUACUGCUUUGUACGAACAGGGUUCGAUCCGUUGACGCCGGAGUCUACUCGUGUCGAGUAGGCAUUGAUGAUGACGUCUACGAGUCUUCAGGUAUUGUUUGCCCUGGUGAUACCUUGUUUACUGGACAGCUCACAAGGAAAGGACCUGGCAGUCUGUUUCGACUGGCUCAGGAUGUGUUGGUGUGUAUUUCUGCAGGCAUCCUCACCGUGUGUUCAGGCCCCCAGUUCGUUGAGCAGUUGGUUGGGACAAAAGUCUACCUCGGCGAGCCCGCAGUUCUUCGCUGUCGGGUUGAGCCCUGGUUACCGGGAAGCACUCCAGAGGAGGAGAAGGAGACUACAAUUACCUGGUACCACUUUGACACCCCACUGUCGCCGGAGCUUCAAGCUCGAGUUGGAAUCAAAACGGAGUGCGACGAGGGCUUGUGUACACUGCGGAUUGAGAGAGCCUCAAGACGUUUUGCUGGCUUGUAUAAAUGCGAAUCUAAGAGUAAAUUCGGCAUCUGCGAGACCAGUUGCCGGUUGCUCAUUGACCAACCGGUUCGUCCGACAAUUAUGGGUCCAAUCCAAUGCCUUAAAGAUGCAAGUAAUGAGGACGUGGCAAUCCUUCGAGUAGAAUACGAUGCUGUGCCUCAACCUGAAGUCAUGUGGCUGAAAGACAACCAACCCUUAAAUCCAGAGCCAGAUAUUCAGGUAUAUCAGAACAAGCCUUUUUAA